Messenger RNA from Peronospora farinosa, 1164 nucleotides. The record is from the annotation of a GenBank genome assembly. NCBI's taxonomy places the organism in Eukaryota, Oomycota, Peronosporomycetes, Peronosporales, Peronosporaceae.
AUGUUACGCUUGUCGUUACUAUGCUCAGCACUGCUAGUGAUUCUCAAUCUCUCCAAUGCGAUUGUACUGCGUGUACCAAUGAAAAAGCGCAAUGACAACGAGUUUGUGUCAUCUCUCUUGCGUAAUGUACAUGCUCUACAAUCUCCAGGUAUCUGGAAUCCUUUCGUGGACUUUCGACCGCAAAUCUCUGUACAAGGCGCUGCUGACGUCAUUAUCCGUGACUUCCAGAACGCGCAGUACUAUGGCUCAAUCUCAAUCGGAUCACCCCCUCAGCUCUUUUCUGUCAUCUUUGAUACGGGGUCAAGUAACUUGUGGGUCCCGAACAGGAAGUUCGGAUCUCAUCAUGUGUACGACCAUGACAAGUCCAGUACGUACAAGUCCAAUGGUACAGAAUUCAGCAUCAUGUACGGUAGUGGACCCGUGUCCGGUUUCCUGUCUCAAGACUCACUGCAAUUGGGUGGACUCACCGUGACUGAUCAAUUCUUUGCCGAGGUGAAUGUCACGAAGGGCUUAGGUCCAGCCUAUUAUCUAGGCAAAUUUGAUGGUCUAUUUGGUCUUGCCUUUGACGCUAUCAGUGUUGAUCACUUGAAGACACCGUUCCAUCGGAUGAUUCAAAAUGGCCUAUUGGAUGAACCUGUAUUUGCCUUUUACCUCGGUGACCGGAAAGACGGCGAGUUGACAUUUGGAGGAGUCGACAAGUCCCAUUACAAGGGAGAACUGGAAUAUGUUGAUGUGACUAGUGUUACCUACUGGUCGGUUAAGCUAGAUGCAGUGGAAGCAAAAGGAGAAAAGUUGACAAGUGUUGAUCGAGCUAUCGUGGACUCUGGGACGUCACUUAUUGCAGGCCCCAAGGAUCAAGUGGCAAAAUUGGCGGCCCUAGUAGGAGCACACAAGUUCAUUAUGGGUGAAUACCUUAUCAGCUGUUCAGCGGCGGCACCCGAUAUUUCCUUUGUGCUCAAUGGCAAGUCCUACACGCUGACUAAGGACGAGUACACUUUGAAAGCCGGUCCCAUCUGUCUCUUUGCCUUCAUGGGUAUUGACAUUCCGGCCCCUACUGGACCAUUGUGGAUCUUGGGUGACGUCUUCAUGCGCAAGCACUACACUGUCUUCGACUGGGGCACUGACUCGCGCAAGCCGCGUCUUGGCUUUGCACUCGCUGUCUAA